Molecule: messenger RNA, 2268 nt
Organism: Pelagomonas calceolata
Lineage: Eukaryota; Pelagophyceae; Pelagomonadales; Pelagomonadaceae
Source: the annotation of a GenBank genome assembly
CUUUGUUUUGCUGAAGCUCAGUGCUGGCACAUCAGCGCUAGCAGCUUGGCGCUGUUUAACGCUUUCGACACGCCACAGCACGCCUGACCUACGAGCGCUGCGCAAGAGCGCUCAGCGAGCAGCGGUGGUUACGCCGCCUACUCGCGCACGCGCCCUGAGCCCGACGAGCGACUGCCCGCGCGGCGCACGGACGACAAUAUGACGCUGCGCUUUGCCCUCCUCGUAACGACCGCGGCCGCACUGCGCCCUACGCAAACGCGCGUCUCGACCACGAAAAAGCUCGACGUCGUCGUCGUGGGAGGCGGCAUCAGUGGACUAGCGACGGCGUUAGAGCUCGCGAGAAGGGGCCGUUCGGUAAGAGUCGUCAGCCGGGACCUCGCGAAGAGCGCCACGUUGGCGGCGGGCGGCAUGCUCGCGCCCCAGGCGGAGCGAUUGGAGGAGGGCCCCCUCCUCGACCUCUGCGUCCAGGCGCGGGAGGCGUGGCCUAGUUGGUUAGACACGCUCGACGCGCCGCGACCGACGCUGAAUGCGGUCGGCGGCUUCGUCUCGCCUUCACUCACACCAGGGUCGUCGAUCGAAAGCUGGCGGCCGCCGUCGAGCGCGGGACCCUCAGAAUGGCUCGAUGGUAACGCACUGCGGGCCAUGGAGCCCUCAUUAGGCAACGAUGUAAGGGGCGGCUGGUGGUACCCCCUGGAGACGUGGGUCGAUCCUGUACAAACGCACGAGUGUCUCUUGAAGACGUGUGAAUCUGCCGGAGUUGAGGUCGUUGUGGACCAAGACGUGGCCGGUUUGGAUCUAGCAAGGGACGGGUCCUGUUCUGCUUUAAGACUCAAGGACGGCUCCUUACUGGAAGCGGCGGAUUAUUGUGUGGCGGCCGGCGCGUGGCUGCGGGGUCUAUUACCCAUCCCGGUCUCGCCCCAAAAGGGCCAGAUGCUCUCUUUGAAACCACCUCCAUCAAACGACCGCACGGGCGCGCCCGCAAGGGUCGUGUACGGCGAGGACUGCUACAUCAUACCGCGCGGUGAUCGGGUCGUCAUUGGUGCUGACUCAGCGUGAAAGAUGAACUUGAAGUUGACGUCGUCGCGUCGAUGGCGUCAACGCGAUGCUGCACCGCCUCGACGUCGUCGACGCGGCCGCACGAGAGUCUACGUGUCUCGCGAGGGAGCCGCGGCCGUGUCGCGACAGUGUCGUUCCCGCGCAGGCGCGACGGUUGAAAAUAGUAGUACGAUGCAUUGUGAUGUUGAGGGUGUCCACGCUUUAUUGGGGCGUGCCCAAAAACUCUGCCCCGGCCUCGGACAGUGGCAAUUGGAUGAUGCCUGGGCGGGCCUCCGGCCGACGACGACGGACGGCGCGCCGGUGCGUAUCUCGGCGUCCCGUCGUGGAGAGUCACGCCAUCAACUUGUGUCCAUCUCACGAUGACGUGGGUGGUUUCUUUUUCGAUUUUGAGCCGUUUCGCAGGUCUUAGGGAGAACGCGGUGGUCGAACCUCUGGGUCUGCGGCGGCUACUGGAGGAAUGGGAUUCUCCUGGCGCCGACGGCGGCGCGUUUACUGGCGGACGCGAUGGAUUCGUCGCUCUCGGAAAAAGACGCUCAACUACUGGAUGCUUGUCGCUGGGACCGGUUCUUCGCGCCCGUUUCGUCGGAAUCGUCGCGGCUGCGCGAGGGCCACGCGGGGCUCACUUCUGGGGAACCGGCGGACUUGGAUCGGAUCGGCUACGGCGCGAUCACGGCGGGCGAGGCCGACGCCGGCGGCGCCGCGCGCGCGGCGAACCUGGAAGCGCUCUUCGGCGGCGGCGUCUCGGCGCCCGAACCGGCGCCGGCCGCGGCGCCGGCCGCGGCGCCGGCCGCGGCGCCGGCCGCGGCGGCGCCGCCGACGCUCGGCGAGGGCGGCUACGAGGCGGUUCGCGGCGUCGACGGCGCCGCGUCGCGCAAGAGCAACCUCGAGCUCCUGUUCGGCGAGAAGGCCCUCGAUUUGCCGGCCGAGGACGAGGCCCGGGCGCCCCCGUCGGAAGACGGCGCGGGCGCAGGGUUUCCGAAGGCGGCGCCGGACGAAGAUGAUGUUAUCCUGUCGAUGCGCGAGGCUUUCGCCGACGGCACGUACGGGCCGGAGCUCGUCGAGGGCGCCCUGCCGUCCGAUCUAUCAGGCCCGACGACGCGGGCGGACGGCAUCCAGGGGCUGGUGGACCUCCCCGCGCCGAAGGUGCCUUUGCAGGGUCAAUCGGCCGCGGACGACCUCUACGCGGCGGUGGCGCGGAAUAAGGGGGAGUAG